Molecule: messenger RNA, 2547 nt
Organism: Acanthocheilonema viteae
Lineage: Eukaryota; Metazoa; Nematoda; Chromadorea; Rhabditida; Onchocercidae
Source: the annotation of a GenBank genome assembly
AUGCAUCAUGACAUUCACUGCCCGUUGCAUAUUUACUACAAUGAGCAUGAACUCAAUGCUAAUCAGCUUAUAUCUAUUAGUCAGACAGUUCAGCCCAAAUUCGAACUCGAGUUCCACAAUGAUGUUGGAGAAAGUCGAAAGUUUGUUUUCCAACCGAAUCGAGAGUUAUUGAAAACUACUGAGGUUGACAUACCAUGUCAUUUUGAGGGUACAAGCAAUGCCGGUGAAUAUAGUGCUAUGAGCACUUGUUCGAUGGGAUUAUUUAUGAUAAACGGUCGACGAUAUGUGCUAGAAGCAAAUUCGAAUGCAUCAUUCCAUUUCGUUCCAUUAUCUGAUUAUUCCUGUGAUUGGGGAUUAAGAAGUAAGCGUUCCAUUGUUGGAUCUCAUACAGCUGAAUAUUAUGCUCAAUUUUUAGAUGAACGUUGGCGUUAUGUGGAGUUAGCACUUAUUGCAGAUAAAUUAGUGUUGUACUUGCCUAUUAAUAUUCGAGUGGUUCUUGUUUGGGCUGAUGUAUGGACAACUAGUAAUCCAGUAGAUAUUACAUCAAAUUCUGAUACGACGUUGUGGAAUUUUUUGAACUGGCGAAAAGGAUUGUUGAAGGAUCAUCCGCAUGAUAAUGCGCAUUUACUUACUGGAGUUGUAUUUGAAAAUAAUAUUGUUGGAAAAGCUUUCAAAGGCACUAUGUGUUCGUAUGAUUUUUCGGGUGGAGUCGAUAUGGAACACAGUGAUCAGGCUGCAUUUGUUGCUGCAACCAUUGCUCAUGAAAUGGGACAUAAUUUUGGGAUGGAACAUGAUAUCGAUGAAGUGGAGUGUCGUUGUCCAGCCAAAUCAUGUAUUAUGUCACCAUCUACCGGCAUUACGCGUCCAACAUUUUGGUCAGAAUGCAGUAUGCGUGCAUUACAGCACAGUUUUUCGCGUGGAGUGGAUUAUUGUUUACGCAAUUCUCCUAAGAGUGUAUUUGGUGGUGCACGUUGUGGCAAUGGAAUUGUAGAAGCUGGGGAAGAAUGUGACUGUGGAACACCGAGCUCCUGUAUCAACAAAUGUUGUAAUCCUGCAACGUGUCAACUAGCGGAAGAGGCUGUCUGCGCCAGUGGUGAAUGUUGUGAUUUGAAUACUUGUCAGAUAUUACCAGCUACUACCGUUUGUCGUCAAGCAGUUAACGAAUGUGAUUUACCAGAAUACUGUGAUGGACAUAUGGAACACUGUCCAGCAGAUUUCUUUGUGCAGGAUGGUCAUCAAUGCCCAGAUCAUAUUGAUGAUUAUUGUUAUAAUGGUUAUUGUGGAAGUCGUGAUGCUCAUUGUCAGCAUAUUUGGGGACUAACCGGAAGAAAUGCAGCGCCAGCAUGUUAUGAUUUGAAUUUAUAUGGGAGCAGUGGUGGAAAUUGUGGUUUUUUGCAUGAGACUAAUCGUUUUGUGCCGUGUGAUAAAAAUAAUAUUCAGUGUGGACGAUUGCACUGUAUUCAUGAGAAUGAGAAAUUGGCAUUUGGUGAUCCGUCAACAGUUUACACAGCAUACACUGGUUUACGGUUAAAAAAUGGAGAAGAUGUUGCGUGUAGAGUAGUUUGGACAAAAUAUGCGAGUGGUCAAGAAGAAACUGACCCUGGAAUGGUUCCAGAUGGUGCAUUUUGUGGUUUGGAUAAGAUGUGCGUUGAUGCAAAAUGUCAAAAUCGAACUGCAAAAGUACUUAUGGCACCAAAAUGUGAACCAGUAUCGUGUAAUAAUGCUGGAAUCUGUAAUAAUAUGGGUAAUUGUCACUGUGAUCCAGGUUACGGUGGACCAUCCUGUGCUAUCCCUGGUCCUGGUGGGUCAGUAAAUAGCGGUCCUGCUACUGAAGGUGGUGUUAUUCAUGUAGGUUUUGUGGUAUUUUGGCUUCUUCUGAUAUUGACUGUUGCGUUCAUUGGUAUUUCAAUUAUCGUGAAACGGAAAAGAGACUUCUGGCUUCAUAAAGAAAUUUGGGAAAAGUUGAAGAAGGCAUUGAAGAUCGAGAAGCUUUUGGUACCAAUUCGGAAAGCGCCGCCACCACCACGAUCAAGUACUAUACGUACCGCCGAUCUGAAUUCACUAUGGAAUGAUUCUGCAUUUGAUGCUUUACAUACUCGCAAUUAUCAACAACCACUUCCACCCAGUAUCAGUCCACCAGUUGUUCCAUCCACUAAUUUUAAUUUAUUGUCGGCAAAAUCAAUUGUUACAACACAUCGUAAUUCAAUGAGACCAACCACUGCUCCUCCUAAAGUACCACAGCGACCGCGAAGUGAGGCUUUACAAGCGCUGUAUGCAGAGAAAGGGAAUGAACUUAGUAUGAAUUUGACUAAGAAAAGUUCACCGAUGUAUUGCAUUCCACCAGAAGCUAAUACAGUAAAUGUGGUAAGGACAGAAAGUUUAAGGCCCAUGCAGGCACCGCCUCCACCGCCUCAUCAUAAUCAGGCUAAAAACAACGAUACAUCUGAUAAUAAAGGUCCAAUAUUGGCUGCGAAACAUUCAAAUGUAAAGGAUAUUGCUGCACGUUUUGAUUCUAAGACGUCUCAAAUCUCCACUAAAUUUAUCUAA